UAUUAAAAAACUGUUUUAAUUUUUUUAUUAAUAAAGUGUUUAGAAACUAGUUGAAUAUUUUUCUGUCUGGAUACUUACUUUAGAUCUGUGUAUGUUCUGUGCGGUUCUGUUACUUGGGUUGAUAAGUAAAUUCAUAUAUAAAGUAUUAUUCUAAUAAAUUAAUUAUAUUUAACUUCAACAUGCCUGGUGAACUAACAGCAGAUGCGAUUACUUUAGAGCUUGGAGCUCAGGAACCAUGGCCUCAAAUGAUACAAUUGUAUCAACCAUUUGAAGUAGAACAAAUAUUAUUGCCAGACAAUGCUAGUUGUCUUGCCGUCCAAGCUUUUCUCAAAAUGUGUAAUUUAGAGUUUCAAAUAAAAUCAAGAAGGGAUGCCGAAUAUAUGUCACCAACCGGUUCUUUGCCUUUCAUUAAAUGCGGUGCAUUUGUAUUAUCUGAGUUUGAUAAUAUAGUGUCGUUUAUUUCUAACAAAGGAACAAGUUUAUCCAAUCAUUUAAAACCUGAAGAUAAAUCAGAUAUGAAAGCUUAUAUUUCAUUAGUCAAUAAUGUUUUUGUUAAUGCUGAACUUUACAUUUGUUGGGUUGAUCCAACAACAUUAGAAGAAGUAACUAAACAAAGACAUGGAAGUGUUUAUCCUUGGCCUCUUAAUCAUUAUUUAAAUUGGCAAAAGAGAAAGCAAGUUAUAAAAAGGCUCAAUGUACUUGGUUGGUAUAAUAGAACUUUAAAGGAAGUCGCUGAUGAAGUUCAAAACUGUUGUGUGAUAUUAUCGGAAAGAUUGAAUAAAAGAAACUUCUUUUUUGGUAACGAAAAUCCAAACGAAUUGGAUGCCCUAGUUUUUGGGCACAUAUUUACGAUUAUUACAACACCUCUUCCAAACAACGUACUGGCGAAUAUUGUUAAGAAUUUUCCAUCGCUCGUGAAUCUCUGCAAACGCAUCGAGAAUAGCAUUUUUCCCUCUACAAACAUUAUCAGUCUAAUAGAUUAACAAAACGUUGGAGGCGAGAGAUAAGUGACACAUCUAAGGAGAAUUGCAAUUAUUGCAACAAUAUAUAAAACUUAUACAAGGUGUUUUUAUUGCUCAGCGAAAAGUUUUUUCUUUAUUUUUGUUUUUUUGUUUAGGUAUUAUUAAAACAUUAAUUAUAGUAAUACUCUGUUCUCAUAUUAAAAAGAUGAAACAGUUAUUUUCUAUAUACCUGUGUAUAAUGUUCAUGCUAUUUAUACCGAUAUUAAGUAUACAACAUAUUUGCAUCAUAUAUAAUGCUUAUAAUUUUGUUGAUAAUAGUUAAUAAUUAAUAAGUAAACAGAUGAUAAUAAUGGUAUAAUUUUAAAUAGAAAAUUUGUCUAAUCUCAUAUUUUUUAAGCUUUCUUUUUAAAAUAUAUACUUUUCUGUUAAUCUCAAUACAAUUAUUGAUAAAGGACAGGUAAUUACUAUUUAAAGUGUUAUAUAUAUUGUGCUUGCUAAUACUAUGUUUUUAGUUGAAAUACAAUAUGCAUCUGUUAAGCAUGUUUUUAAAUAAUAGAACAGAGUAAUAUAAUUCUUUUUGAACAAAAAUCUUUUUUCAACAAUUUAUUUAACAAAUUUAUUUUAUAUUUUUCUCUAGUCAAUUUUAUUAUAAAUCAUUUGACGUUUAGAAUUAUGUUUAAGUAAUAUAUGAUAAUAUUUAAAUUAUAAUCAUAACGAAACUUUAAUAUAUAUUCUGUCAUAACAUAUAAAGUAAUGAUUUUUAUAAAUAAUAUUAUAUUUAUUAUAUCAAAUUCUUUAAUCUGGUAUUGGAACUAUUAUUAUCAAGUACUGGCAUUAGUGUGUAAAUGUAUGUUACAUAUUACCGUUUCCUUUGUUAUUUCUUAAAGAUUUAAUAAUAAAGAUAAAAGAAUUUGAAAUAAUAUUAACAAUAAUGAAUUAUUCAAAACGAGACAAUAUA
Messenger RNA from Polistes canadensis, 1920 nucleotides. Its product is annotated as metaxin-2-like. Lineage: Eukaryota; Metazoa; Arthropoda; Insecta; Hymenoptera; Vespidae. Gene Ontology annotation, biological process: mitochondrion organization. The transcript has 4 exons. The record is from RefSeq and is a predicted model, not a curated record. Bases 180 to 983 code for a protein of 267 amino acids. Gene Ontology annotation, cellular component: SAM complex.